Molecule: messenger RNA, 846 nt
Organism: Exophiala aquamarina CBS 119918
Lineage: Eukaryota; Fungi; Ascomycota; Eurotiomycetes; Chaetothyriales; Herpotrichiellaceae
Exons: 2
Coding region: 1-846 (281 amino acids)
Molecular function (GO): acyltransferase activity, transferring groups other than amino-acyl groups
Source: RefSeq, a predicted model, not a curated record
AUGCCAGUCCGUCCUGCCACAAAGGCCGACCUCCCGAUUAUGGCCGCCAUCAUGGCCGCGUCGUUUGGUCCUGACCCCUUAUUCCAAGUGAUGUUUCCGCAUCAGUCUCAACAUCCCGAGGCAUUUUUGCAGGCGUUCGAAGAGUAUCUGUGGCUCUCUUGGUACGACUACGGGAGAUGUCUACUUGUGUCCUACCACAAGACCUCCACAGAAGCAAGCCAAAGCCAACAAUAUGGAAAGACCGAAGAAAAAGCUCGGGAGACAGAGCCACUACUUUUCCGGAAUGCGAGGCUGAUUGUGAGGAAGAAUCAAGUCCUCACUGGUGUUGCAGAAUUGGAGCGAGUGGGCAGGGGAUGGGAGCACAUCUACGGAAUCUGGGGGUUACUUGAUCCACGUCUUUUGAUCAGGCCCCUAUUGGCCGCCUUUUACACCUUCCGCCGUCGCGUCUAUGGUAACGAAGCAGCCGCCCAGGCAACUCGAGACAAUCCUUCACCUCUCACGUACUGGAAUUUCCUGCCGUCCAUCAUUCCGUUCAGCUCGCCCUUCUUCAGUGCCCCUCAUCGACAAAGGCACUGGUCAUUGGAAACUCUCGCCAUCCAUCCUGACCACCAAGGGAAGGGUUAUGGGAACAAGCUUGUCAAGGAAGCGUUACAGGUGGCCAAGACCGACCCCGUCGGCGAUUUUCCCGUCUGUGUCAUCGCUGCAGAUGGCAAAGAAGGAUUUUACGAGAAAUGUGGAUUCCGGCACCCCGUUGGCAGGUUAAGUGAGACAAUAGAUGCUAGUGGUGGUGCCAAUCCUUUGAGAGCGAACGGCGUUGGUGGAGGCGCUGUGCUGUGGACAAGAUGA